Molecule: messenger RNA, 584 nt
Organism: Drosophila bipectinata
Lineage: Eukaryota; Metazoa; Arthropoda; Insecta; Diptera; Drosophilidae
Source: RefSeq, a predicted model, not a curated record
AACCUGAAGUGUUUACAAGAAAAUGCUCACGAAAUUCUAGGAUAGUGGACAGUGGAGUAUUCUGGCGGGGAAACAUCCAAGGAAGUCUCGAUCAGUUUCACCUUAAAUAGGGCACCAUGGCGUUUGUGGAGGAAGCGCAUUUCGCGUUCGCCAAGAAGGUGGCCCUCGACUGGCGGGAACUGGUCCGCGAGAAGAAAUUCCAAAUGCUGGAGACUCCAACGGAGAGCUUAGCCAAUGUAGAGUCACUGGUCUCCAUGGCGCGCUCCAAAGCCCGGACCAGUUCCAUGUUCACAGCCGAGAGGCGAGAGUCAUCCUUCUACCGUGCCACAUUCUCCAAGCCCCCCAGGGAACUGGAAAUCGAACGGAGGGCGGGUAGCAUGGAUCCUGAUCGCAUUCGGGUGAACGAGGACCUUAACCUGUACAUCUACCCGCCAGUUCAGGUGACCGAAGAGGCCCGAAUGUCCCUGCUCCUGGAUCCCAUCUCAGUCUCAGUCAUGUCACCUAUAUCUCCCAUUAUUCUCAGCAAUCUUAGUUUAGUUUCGAAGCAAAACGACGCUGAAUCUGUCAAAUCCUUUACGGGGUAG